AUGUCGCUCCCUACCUUCGCGUCACCAUACAACGUGGAAAAGAGGAGGUUUAAUGAAGAGCGGGUUUUGAUGCAGUCCCAGAAGGACGGCGUAGAAGGUGUGAACCUUCAAAUGCCACCCAACUACGGAGAUAUGGACCUCAUUCUGUUUCCGGAGGGCAGCCUGAAGAACUGCAACAAUACGAUCAUUCCUCAGUCCCACUUAAAGGGAAAAUCCGUGGCGCUCUACUUCGCUGACGGUGCCGACCCGAAGUGCGCAUCUUUCCUCCCCUUUCUGCUCAAUUAUUAUCGCACGAUCAAUGAAGGCGGCUCCAAUCAGAAGGUAGAGGUUAUUUUUGUGAGCUUGGAUCGGGACCGCAAGUCUUUUGAGAGUCACCGGUCGCAUAUGCCGUGGCUCAGCGUCGAUUUGGAAAAUCCGUUGACGGAGGUCUUGAAGCGUCAUUUCCGAGUCAUGAAGGAAUACGAGGUACCAACAUACGGCUAUGGCAGCAGGACCGGCGUCCCGUGUGUCAUCGUGAUUGGGAGCGACGGCCGUGAAGCGCAGUUCCUCCCCAUCAGCAGUGGCCGCGAGGAAGGUGACAGGGCUCUCCUUCGCUGGGAUUGGAGGAACACGAAAUUUGCCUCUGAUCAGUUCCUGGUCCGUCAAACCUGUCAAGAGAAGCAAGGACAAAGCCAUUAG
Messenger RNA from Neospora caninum, 678 nucleotides. RefSeq lists its product as hypothetical. NCBI's taxonomy places the organism in Eukaryota, Apicomplexa, Conoidasida, Eucoccidiorida, Sarcocystidae. The record is from RefSeq and is a predicted model, not a curated record. The transcript is spliced from 3 exons. The coding region runs from base 1 to 678 and encodes 225 amino acids.